UUGUUUUCUAGGCUUGAAAAGUGCUUCGUGUUGUAGUCUGGUUUAUUGAACAAAUCAAUUUGAUACGGUGUAUAAUAUUUUAAGUUAUAGAGUACGGUAGUGUUACUAUUACUAAUUAGGCCAACAGUGAAAAAGAGCACCAGUAUUUAAUUCGUAGGCUAAGAUCAUAUUAUUGAGAAGAAUGUUUCUAACAAGAUCAGAAUAUGACCGUGGAGUAAACACAUUCUCUCCGGAAGGAAGGCUGUUUCAAGUGGAAUAUGCCAUUGAAGCAAUCAAGUUGGGAUCUACUGCCAUUGGUAUCCAGACAUCAGAAGGAGUUAUGCUUGCUGUAGAGAAACGAGUUACUUCAACCUUAAUGGAAUCAACAACAAUUGAAAAGAUAGUCGAGAUUGACACUCAUAUAGGCUGUGCUGUAAGUGGACUCAUGGCUGAUUCUAGGACAAUGGUUGACAAGGCACGAGUUGAAGCUCAGAACCACUGGUUUUUGUACAAUGAGAAAAUGCAAGUAGAAAGUGUGGCUCAGGCAGUUUCCAACCUUGCUAUUCGGUUUGGGGACAGUGACGAUGAUGGGAUUGCAAUGAGUCGACCAUUCGGGGUAGCAAUUCUCUUUGCUGGAAUUGACGAGAGAGGUCCCCAACUUUACCACAUGGACCCAUCUGGAACAUAUGUCCAGUAUGAUGCUAAAGCCAUUGGAUCUGGGUCAGAAGGGGCACAACAAGCCUUGCAGGAAGAGUAUCAUAAAUCUAUGACUUUAGAAGAAGCCUCCAAAACAGCUCUUAAAAUCUUAAAACAAGUGAUGGAAGAAAAACUAAACUCCACAAACAUUGAGGUAGCAGCCGUAACUCCCGAUAAAGGCUACCACAUGUUUACCAAAGAAGAAUUGGAAGAGGUCAUCAAAAACAUAUAAUAAUUGUCCCAUUUCACUAGGUUUACUACUUUUGAAAACCUCUGUAUAUCUGUUUGACACUAAAGAAAUGUUUAAUAAACAUCAGUUUUUAAAUUAGCA
Messenger RNA from Limulus polyphemus (Atlantic horseshoe crab), 1006 nucleotides. Its product is annotated as proteasome subunit alpha type-5-like. The coding region runs from base 182 to 907 and encodes 241 amino acids. Gene Ontology annotation, cellular component: proteasome core complex, alpha-subunit complex; nucleus; proteasome core complex. The transcript is spliced from 9 exons. The record is from RefSeq and is a predicted model, not a curated record. Gene Ontology annotation, biological process: proteasome-mediated ubiquitin-dependent protein catabolic process. NCBI's taxonomy places the organism in Eukaryota, Metazoa, Arthropoda, Merostomata, Xiphosura, Limulidae.